AUGGCUUUAAUUAAAUACGGUGCUUUAUUUGCUGCUGCUGCUGCUGUUGCCUCUGCCGCUUCUGACAGAGAAAUUGCCAAUGUUGAAUUAGGUGUUUACUUAUCAGACAUUGGUGCUAACAUGAAGGAUUACUUAUCCAUGGCUAAGGUCAGUCCAGAUGUUGCUAUCCCACCAGCUAUGUUAUCUAUCUACGCUGAACAAAUGACUGCUACUGAUGACUCCUACACCAGUUGGUUCAACUCCAUUGAUCCAACUGAAGUUAACUACAUGGUCACUGGUGUCCCAUGGUACUCUUCCAGAUUAUCCACUGCUAUCGCUGCUGCCUUAGCCAGUGCUGGUAUCAACACUGCCGCUGCUUCUUCCUCAGCUGCUGCUUCCUCCUCAGCUGCUGCUUCUUCCUCAGCUGCUGCUUCCUCCUCUGCUGCUGCUUCCUCCUCUGCUGCCGCUUCUACCACUUCUGCCGCUUCCUCCUCAGCUUCCGUUGCUGCCGCCAGCUCUUCCGCUUCUUCUACUUCCCACACUGUUGCUGAACAAUCUGACAAUGGUGCCAACAGAGCCUUUGUUGGUCUAGGUGCUGGUGUCUUAGCUGCCGGUGCUUUAUUGUUAUAG
Molecule: messenger RNA, 609 nt
Organism: Tetrapisispora phaffii CBS 4417
Lineage: Eukaryota; Fungi; Ascomycota; Saccharomycetes; Saccharomycetales; Saccharomycetaceae
Product: SRP1/TIP1 family protein
Exons: 1
Coding region: 1-609 (202 amino acids)
Biological process (GO): fungal-type cell wall organization
Cellular component (GO): fungal-type vacuole; fungal-type cell wall
Molecular function (GO): structural constituent of cell wall
Source: RefSeq, a predicted model, not a curated record